Messenger RNA from Naegleria fowleri, 615 nucleotides. RefSeq lists its product as uncharacterized. The record is from RefSeq and is a predicted model, not a curated record. The transcript has a single exon. Lineage: Eukaryota; Heterolobosea; Eutetramitea; Acrasida; Naegleriidae. Bases 1 to 615 code for a protein of 204 amino acids.
AUGAGUAUCUCAGGCCUUGGAAUCUUAGACCAUAAUAGAACCUGGCAUCCAUGUGCCAUCUCCUUUUGGAGCAAUUAUUCACUCAAACCCUUCCAACAACGACUAUUAUUUGCUCACCUACACAAAGCAGAAAUCCUUAGAAAUUUCGGAAAAGAUUACCCUAAUUGCCACAUUUGCAAUACCAAAGCCAACUGGGAACAUGUAUUCACCUCAUGCACCAUGUGUGGUCCGGAAAUCAAAUCAUUAUACACAAAAUGGGACAACACUUCCCUCAAAUUCAAUGCCCCUCUUAUCAGACAUCCCUCAAACCAUUCUCUCUCUUGUAUUCCAAUGGAUUGGAAUGGUAGUAUCAAAGACGAACCUCUUCAACAAUUAGACUUAUCUCCCCUAGCUUUGACUGAUUGGCUAAAUGAAAUAUAUCUCUCAUUCGCUGCCUAUGUUGGCAGUUGUUACAAAAACGCCACUUGGAACAGUUCAACUGUACUCAAGAAGGCUAGAGGAUAUAUAAUUAAACCCAAAACUGCAAAAUUUGCAACUGCUUGGGAAACAUUUAGCAGUCAGCUUGGCGAACUCAACUCCAACAACAUCUACACCUCACACCUACACACCCAUUAG